Messenger RNA from Emiliania huxleyi CCMP1516, 1202 nucleotides. RefSeq lists its product as hypothetical. The record is from RefSeq and is a predicted model, not a curated record. The transcript has a single exon. The annotation marks the transcript as partial. NCBI's taxonomy places the organism in Eukaryota, Haptophyta, Isochrysidales, Noelaerhabdaceae. Gene Ontology annotation, cellular component: membrane. Gene Ontology annotation, biological process: signal transduction.
GGUUGAGGCGGAGAAGGCGGCGGAGGAGGAGGCGGCAGCGGCGGAGAAGGCGGCGAAGGAGGAGGCGGCGGCGGCGGCGGCGGCUGCUGCGGCUGCAGCUGCGGAGGCGGAGAUGGAGGCGGCGCGUGUCGCUUCCGAAGGUCGAUCGGCGAGCCAGCUUCAGGCGGUCGCGCGAGGCCGGCAGGGGCGGGCCAAGGCGGCUGUUGCAGCCGCCGCGAAGGCGGAAGCGGCGGCGGAGGCGGCGAGGGCGGCGGAGGCGGCGAGGGCGGCGGCGGAGGAGGCGGCGGCGGCGGCGGCGGCGAGGGCGGCGGCGGAGGAGGCGGCGGCGGAGGCGGCCAGGGUGGCGGCGGCGGAGGCGGAGGCGGCGAGGGUGGCGGAGGAGGCGGCGGCGGAGGCGGCGGCGGAGGAGGAGGCGGCGGAGGCGGCGAGGGUGGCGGCUGAGGCGGCGGCGAUAGCAGAGGCGGCUGCUGCGGAGAAGGCUCGCAGGGAGGAGGAGGAGGCCGAGGCUGCACGCACCGAGGCGGCUCGGGUCGAGGCGGAGAAGGCGGCGGAGGAGGAGGCGGCUGCUGCGGCUGCAGCUGCGGAGGCGGAGAUGGAGGCGGCGCGUGUCGCUUCCGAAGGUCGAUCGGCGAGCCAGCUUCAGGCGGUCGCGCGAGGCCGGCAGGGGCGGGCCAAGGCGGCUGUUGCAGCCGCCGCGAAGGUGGAAGAGGCGGCGAGGGCGGCGGCGGAGGCGGCGGCGGCGGAGGCGGCGAGGGUGGCGGCGGAGGAGGAGGCAGCGGAGGCGGCGAGGGCGGCGGCGGAGGCGGCGGCGGAGGAGGCGGCGAGGGUGGCGGCAGAGGAGGCAGAGGCGGCGGCGGAGGCGGCGAGGGUGGCGGCGGAGGAGGCGGCGGCGGCGGAGGCGGCGGCGGCGGAGGCGGCGGCGGCGGAGGCGGCAAGGGUGGCGGAGGAGGCGGAGGCGGCGAGGGUGGCGGCGGAGGAGGCGGCGAUAGCAGAGGCGGCCGCUGCGGAGAAGGCUCGCAGGGAGGAGGAGGAGGCCGAGGCUGCACGCGCCGAGGCGGCUCGGGUUGAGGCGGAGAAGGCGGCGGAGGAGGAGGCGGCAGCGGCGGAGAAGGCGGCGGAGGAGGAGGCGGAGGCGGCGGCGGCGGCUGCUGCGGCUGCAGCUGCGGAGGCGGAGAUGGAGGCGGCGCGUGUCGCUUCCGAAG